ACAUGCACGACGCCGAGUUCACCUGCGCCCUCUUCCGUUUCAUCCAACUCACCUGUGAAGGCCACAACCUCGACUGGCAGAACUACCUGAGGACACAGGCAGGAAACACCACGACGGUGAACGUAAUCAACUGCACUGUCGACUACCUGCUGCGCCUUCAGGAGUCUAUCAUGGACUUCUACUGGCACUACUCGUCCAAGGAAAUCAUUGACCCUGCCGGCAAGGCCAACUUCUUCAAGGCCAUUGGUGUUGCUAGCCAGGUGUUCAACACCCUGACUGAGGUGAUCCAGGGCCCGUGCGUGGGCAACCAGCAGACGCUGGCGCACUCCCGUCUGUGGGACGCCGUCGGUGGCUUCCUCUUCCUGUUCGCCAACAUGCAGGAUAAGCUCAGCAAGCAUUCCUCCCAGGUGGAUCUGCUGAAGGAUCUGCUCAACCUCCAGAAGGAUAUGGUCAUCAUGAUGCUCUCUAUGCUUGAGGGUAACGUGGUUAAUGGUACCAUUGGUAAGCAGAUGGUGGACACCUUAGUGGAAAGCGCUUCUAAUGUCGAGCUGAUUCUGAGGUACUUCGAUAUGUUCCUUAAACUGAGGGACCUCACGAGCUCGACCACCUUCCAGGAACUCGACACCAACAAAGAUGGCACUGUCACGCCCAUCGAGUUCAAGGAGAAGAUGGAACAGCAGAAGAACUACACCACCGAGGAGAUCAACUUCCUCCUGAUGUGCUGCGACACGAACCACGACGGCAAGAUCGACUACGUGGAGUUCACCGAGCGCUUCCACAACCCGGCCAAGGAAAUCGGCUUCAACUUGGCCGUGCUGCUGACUAACCUGUCCGAACACAUGCCCAACGAACCCCGACUUGCGAGAUUCCUUGAGACUGCUGGUUCUGUCCUGAACUACUUCGAGCCCUUCCUGGGUCGAAUCGAGAUCAUGGGCAGCUCGAAGCGCAUCGAACGCGUGUACUUCGAGAUCAAGGAGGAGAACAUCGACCAGUGGGAGAAGCCUCAGAUCAAGGACUCGAAGCGUAGUUUCUUCUACGCCAUCGUCACUGAGGGAGACAAGGAGAAGCUGGAGGCCUUCGUCAACUUCUGCGAGGACGCCAUCUUUGAGAUGCAGCACGCCACCGCCCUGAUGGAAGAGGAAGACGAUGCCAUGUCCAAGAAAUCGAACGCGGACGGCCUCAAGUACCUUAGUGAAGACGAAGAAGAAAAGACCGGCAUGGACCUGAUCAAGUCGAAGAUCGGAGGCGUGAAGGACCAGAUGCUCGAGGGUCUCUCGGUCUUCGCUCCUUCCAACCUCAAGAAGAAGAUCAAGGAAAUCAAGCAGAUGUCGUCCACCGAACUCGCAGUUGGCUUCUGUCGCCUCUUGUUCCUCAUCAUGUACCACAGCGCGUUUGGAGUGUUCUACGUGUUACGCAAGAUAUGGCAGGCUCUUAUGGGUCUCAUGCAAGGACCUCCUGCGGAAAAGACUGAAGAAAAGGAAGAAAAGGCAGGACCGUUAGUACCGUUAGCAGUACCGGCGUUACCUGAGAUACCAGAAGGAGACGCUGCGCCGCCCGCUGAAGAAGGCAAAAAACCGGAAGGCGAACAAUUAUCCCUGGAGGCCGCGGAAUUGACGCAAGAGGAGAAGGUGAAGCCCAUCUUAGACGCCCUGGCUGACCUCAAGGAGGACAUCACUGCCGAAGAGGCGAUCUCGGCUGCCAAACCAGUGGAAGGAGAUGUUCCAGAGACCGACACGUUGGCCGAGAAGAAGGAAGUGGAGACCACACAAGCCUCCGCGGAGGAGUCAGAUGUGGUGGAAAGUUCCGCCGCUGCAGAACCUCCGCCCGUGGCUCAGGUCGAUCUCAGUGGCUACAACAAGCGAGCUGUCAGUUUCCUGGCCAGGAACUUCUACAACCUGAAGUACGCUGCUCUGGUGCUUGCCUUCUGCAUCAACUUCAUCCUUCUGUUCUUCAAGGCUACCGUAGUCGAAAUCGAGGAGGAGGAAGGCGAAGACACGGACGUCAACAACCCGUUCGCCUUUGGGUCCGGAGACCUCCUGGGAUCCGGCGACGAAGCGAUUCUCGGGGACGACGCGGCGGAGGAACUCGGCUCGGGCAACUUCACCCUCGGAGAAGAGGAAUGGAUCCACAUGGACGACCGCUACUUCUACCUGUCUCACAUAUUGAGGCUGCUGACCACCACCCACUCCAUUGUCGCGCUCUGCAUGCUGCUCGCUUACUACCAUCUCAAGAUCCCGCUGGUGAUCUUCAAGCGCGAGAAGGACGUGGCCCGACGCCUGGAGUUCGACGGCAUCUACGUGGCCGAGCAGCCCGAGGACGACGACAUCAAGGCCCACUGGGACAAGUUGGUCAUCUCGGCAAAGAGCUUCCCCAACAACUACUGGGACAAAUUUGUGAAGAAGAAGGUCCGUGAGAAGUACAGCGAGACCUACGACUUCGACGCCAUCUCGAACCUCUUAGGAAUGGAGACGACCAUGUCCUUUAAGCAAGAGGAAGUGCCGACGGGUAUCAUCGGAUACCUCUCUUCGGUCGACUGGAAGUACCAGAUCUGGAAGGCAGGCGUCACCAUCACUGACAAUCAAUUCUUGUACAACCUUUGGUACCUGACCUUCUCCUUGCUGGGCAACAUCAACUACUUCUUCUUCGCCGCUCACUUGCUCGACGUGGCUGUGUCCAUCCCGUCACUGAAGACGAUCUUGCAGUCCGUCACACACAACGGCAAACAGCUCAUCCUCACCUGCAUGUUGCUGACGAUUAUCGUGUACUGUUACACUGUCAUCGCCUUCAACUUCUUCAGGAAAUUCUACGUGUCAGAAGAGGAUGAUGUUGUUGACCAGAAGUGCCACGACAUGUUGACGUGCUUCGUGUUCCACUUGUACAAGGGCGUGCGCGCUGGUGGUGGUAUUGGUGAUGAGAUCGAGGCUCCUGACGGCGACGAGCUGGCUAUCAUUCAGGGUUUGAUCAUUGACGCCUUCGGUGAGUUGAGAGACCAGUUGGAGUCGGUGAAGGAGAACCUGGAGAGCAACUGCUUCAUCUGCGGUAUAGGCAACGACUACUUCGACGCGGUACCGCAUGGCUUCGAUAUGCACACGCAGAAGGAGCACAACUUAGCUAAUUACAUGUUCUUCUUGAUGCAUUUGAUCAACAAAGAUGAGACGGAGUACACGGGUCAGGAGACAUACGUCUGGAACAUGUACCAAGAGAGGUGCUGGGACUUCUUCCCCGUCGGCGACUGCUUCAGGAAGCAGUACG
Molecule: messenger RNA, 3252 nt
Organism: Penaeus monodon (black tiger shrimp)
Lineage: Eukaryota; Metazoa; Arthropoda; Malacostraca; Decapoda; Penaeidae
Product: ryanodine receptor-like
Biological process (GO): intracellular calcium ion homeostasis; calcium ion transport; transmembrane transport
Cellular component (GO): Z disc; sarcoplasmic reticulum membrane; sarcolemma
Molecular function (GO): calcium ion binding; ryanodine-sensitive calcium-release channel activity
Source: RefSeq, a predicted model, not a curated record